AUGGGCAGGCCAACAAGGGCGACGAGGUCACGACGGCGUCAUACUGGCACUAUCAGCUGGGUCAAAACGACGUUGCUAUUUGUAUGCGCCACGACAGCAACGGCUUACCAGGUUCCCAGUCCCGACCAACAGCCCCUUGUCGUGGACAGCAAUGGCGCUGCAUUUCAUAGCGAGACCAACCUUGCCUCCAUCUCCGGCGCACCCAAGGCUGCCACUGUUUCCAGUCCGUUUAACGAUGCCUUUCGUGCGCUCGUCGCCGACACUCUGGCAGCGUGGCACGUGCCGGGCGUCGCCAUCGCGGUGGUAGACGGCGACCUCACGUGGUCUGAGGGUUUCGGGACAGCCGUAUAUCCAGACAAGGCCGUGACGCCCGACACGCUGUUCUACACGGCCAGCACGACGAAGGCGUUCGUAGCGGCCGCACUGGCGCUCAUGGUCGACAGCGGCAACUAUUCCGUCGGGGACGGACAGCAGAAGCUCGACUGGACGACGCCACUGUCCACAAUCUUGCCAGACGACUUUGUUGUCGGCAGCGAGUAUGCGGGUCGCGGCCGCGACACGACGACCGACCGCGACCAUGCCUGGGCCACGGCUCGUCUGACGGUCGAAGACGCCCUGGCACACCGCACAGGCCUCGCGGGACAUGACCCGUCCCGGUCGCGGCGUUAUGGUCUGGCUCCCGACAGCGCCGGCCGCAACGCAGCGGUGCUCGAUGUCACGCGAAGUCUGCGAUACUUGCCGCUGCACACGUCACCGCGGACCGAGUGGCGGUACUGCAACCUGAUGUACCUGGUGCUGUCGCACGCGGUGGAGACGCUGGCGGGCGGCCAGUGGCUGGGAGACAUUCUGCACGACUGGUUGUGGCAGCCAUUGGGCAUGUCGUCGACGUUUUUAAGCUUGGACGACGCGCGGGCGGCGCCCUGUGAAAAUGUGCUCGCACAGGGAUAUUACUAUGACACUGACAAGGACGAGUACGUGGGUGUCCCGCAUAUGCCGCUGGAGGAGGUGAGCGGCGCGGGCGGCAUCAUCUCGUCGGUCAACGACUACGCGCGGUGGUUGCGGUGCUGGAUCGACGGGCCGGCGUUUUCGAGCAAAGGGAGCAACAGCAGCACGGCAGAUGUCUGUGGGGGCAUUCCGUUCCGGCGGUCUAGUCUCGACGCCGUGUUGGCACCAAAGAUGUUCCUCGGAAAGAGCGCAGCCUCGCCGGCGCCAUUUGAUGCUCCCUUGGCGUAUGCCAGUGCCUGGACAACAAGUUCCUACAAAGGACAUCGGUUCUGGGGGCACUCGGGCGGCAGCAAUGCAUUUGGCGCCGAGGUGUACUUCUUCCCGGACGACCGCUUCGGCGUUGUGCUCUUUGGCAACACGGCCACCACGUCCAACAUGGCCGAGCUGAUCCUGCUCUGGCACCUGGCAAGUGAGCGCUUUGGCAUCCCGGCGGACGAGCGCUAUGAUUGGGAUGGUCAGUUCCGUCGAUCGGUGAAAGCACGCGUCGCGCGCAUCGAUGGUGCGCUGGACCGUCUCUACCCGGAUCGAGCAGAGCCGCCUUUACAACCGUCGCUGCCUCUAGUCGACUAUACAGGCACCUACCACCAUCCCGCUUACCAGAACAUGACAAUCGAGUUGGCGGGCAAGGAGGGCGGGCACAAAAUAAACAGCAGAAACAACUACGAGGUGGCGUUCAUAGCCGAGCGCCACGACUACACGUGGCCGAAACUGUGCGAAUUUGUGCACGUCUCAGGCGAGCAUUGGCUUCUGUACACAGAUAUGUUGUACGAGCACAGCGGCAACUUCAAGAGCUACGGGCGCGCUUGGUUCGAGGUUGGCGCCGGUGGGCGGGCGCAUACGCUCGUGGUCGAGUUCUGGAACGCCGACGACGACACCAUCGAGGGUGUCAUUCCGUUUUCGAGGGUGGACGACGGCGAGACUUGA
Molecule: messenger RNA, 1929 nt
Organism: Sporothrix brasiliensis 5110
Lineage: Eukaryota; Fungi; Ascomycota; Sordariomycetes; Ophiostomatales; Ophiostomataceae
Product: serine beta-lactamase-like superfamily protein
Exons: 2
Coding region: 1-1929 (642 amino acids)
Source: RefSeq, a predicted model, not a curated record